UCCCUUCCCUGUAUCCAUCCCUCUUUUCGUUUCCAGGGUUUACGAAACCCUAACUCGCAGCCACAGAAACCGAAACUUCGAAUCCAAGAAAACAUGGGAGGCAAGUGCCCGCAUAGAAGCGUCAAGAAACGAAGAUACUCUCACAAGACUCACCGCCGCGCCAAAUUUGAAAUCAAAGGUGACGACAUGGUGUAUGAUGGUCUGAAGAAGGCAGAGAAGGGGGCGAAGCCACUGCCUCAGGAUCAGGACCUUCCUGGGAUGGGCCAAUACUACUGCCUACACUGCGACCGAUAUUUUAACAAUGCGCUGGUGAGGGACGAUCAUUUCAAGACAAAGCGUCACAAGAAGCGUGUGAAGAUAAUGAUGGGGGAUGCACCUCACACUCAGCUGGACGCUGAUUUAGCUACUGGGAUGGGUAUGCCAGAUAAUGGUCCCAAGCUUAUGUCUUUUUGAGCUUUCCGUUUUUGUUUUAUUUUAUGUACCUCGUAGCGGAAGAUACAUGAUACAUGCUUUGUGAGGUCUGGUCUCUGAAUUUUGUGCAUUGUUCAUCAAAUGCCUGACAGGGGAAUAGGAAUAUUUUACGUGAAAAUGGCUGCUGAAGUACUUGCGUAGGUUGUAAAAUCCCAUAUAGUAAUAUUCUUUCUGGAUUACAAGUAAUAUUCUUUCUGGAUUACAA
This is a messenger RNA of Malus domestica (apple), 676 nucleotides long. RefSeq lists its product as uncharacterized. Gene Ontology annotation, molecular function: nucleic acid binding; zinc ion binding. Lineage: Eukaryota; Viridiplantae; Streptophyta; Magnoliopsida; Rosales; Rosaceae. The record is from RefSeq and is a predicted model, not a curated record.